GGGCCGACGGGGGUGAAAGCACGAGCUCUUUCGAUGCCGGCCGCGCUAGCACCAAUUUGAGUCAAUAUGGCAACCGCGAACUCUCGAUGACUCCCUAUGUUUCUCGUACGGGAUCUCUCGUGGAAACCCUGGUCGACGCGACGUCCGAUGUCGAUACUCAUAUGUCAGAAGGCAUGCCAUGUCCAGAGGGCUCGCAGGACGCCAUUCUAAUACCGGGCAGCUUAUCACAUCGAUUCCGUAGUGUCUUCGGAACGACACACCGCACAAACCCUCCAUCACGACCUGCGUCGGCAUGGGCAGAAGUUGCCUCAGUGACAGCGUCACUGGUGGAUAGCCCGGUAUCGCGAAGCCCACUAUCGCGCCCGCUCGAUGCAAAUGCUUUGACCUCGGAGAAUACGAUGCCCAAUUCUCCGUCAUCCCCCGUGCGAUACGCGGACCUACACUCAUUAACCCUUUCCGGGGUUGCUCAACCUACGGAUCCCUCCCCUGCUUGGUCACCUAUCUCGCCAUCGUCAGGGAACCGUGGCUCUGGCGUAUGGCAUCCGAUAUCCUUUGUUCAUACUCCCACUGCGCUAGCUGGCGCGCAGGAGCACCUUCCCGAGAAGCAGGACUUCGAGGCUGCAGAGCCGCACACUCCCGCUCAGUCUCCCACAAUACAGAUGCCGCCGAUUGCUUUCGACGCCAAUCUUCUCUCCUCGGUGGCUCGGCAUUCGCUCCGGCGGGCGGAAGACGGUGGCAUCAGUUUAUCUGGUGGGCCACCCCGUUUGCCAAACACUCAUUCGGCAGAUUCACCUUCCAUCUUGGGCUCUCUUGGCGGAGGAAGUUAUCAGACGCUUCCUCCUGCAUAUGGGGCGUAUUGACUCAACAGGCGUCAGACGAGCUGCUCCAGUGGUACGUCGCUCGCCCACUGGCGAAUACUCUCUGCGCUAUCUCGACU
Molecule: messenger RNA, 937 nt
Organism: Fomitopsis serialis
Lineage: Eukaryota; Fungi; Basidiomycota; Agaricomycetes; Polyporales; Fomitopsidaceae
Exons: 2
Coding region: 87-860 (257 amino acids)
Source: RefSeq, a predicted model, not a curated record